UGCACGGGUGAGGCGUUGAAUCUGGCAGCGGAACACGGGCACUUCGAGGUGGUCAAGUGGCUCUAUGAUAUUCGAACCGAUACGUGCAGCGGGGGCUGUAGUGCAAUGAGCAAAGCUGUGGAAAACGGCCAUCUCUCCAUCGCUCAGUGGUUUCAUAGCGUCAAAAGGGAAGUGUGUUCAGCUGAUGCCAUUAUCAAGGCGGCGAAGAAUGGGCAUCUCGAAGUACUGGAAUGGUUGCACCUGAACAAUCUGUUCAAGUGUACAAAGGCCGCGAUAGAAGGAGCUGCCGAGAGUGGACACUUGGAAGUGGUGAAAUGGCUACAUCAAGUUCAACACGAACGCGGUUCUGCACAAAUUUUGCGUGGAGCGGUGAAUAGCGGCAACCUAGAGCUGGUCGAGUGGGUUUAUGAGAACGUGCAUCUCAAAUGUCACCGUAAUGAUCACCCGUACUUGGAUACUACGACUGUGGCUCGGCGCGGGCAUUUAGACUUGUUAAAGUGGCUGCAUGAACACUUCCCCGACUCGAUCAGUGGAUGUGACGAUCUUUUAGACGCCGCUGCCGCAAAUGGUCACAUGGAUGUUAUCGAGUGGCUGCAUAAGCAAGGUCAAACAGGGUAUUCUGAGUCGGCACCGUGUUCUGCUGCUCGAAAUGGGGACUUGCCACUUCUCAAAUGGCUUCACGCCAAAUCUUCGCGAGGAAUUGUUAACAGGCCUUUCGUGAUGGAUUGGGCAGCCUCCAAAGGGUAUCUGGAGAUUGUCCGCUGGUUG
Messenger RNA from Phytophthora sojae, 768 nucleotides. RefSeq lists its product as hypothetical. The record is from RefSeq and is a predicted model, not a curated record. Lineage: Eukaryota; Oomycota; Peronosporomycetes; Peronosporales; Peronosporaceae. Gene Ontology annotation, molecular function: protein binding. The annotation marks the transcript as partial. The transcript has a single exon.